AUGAACUAAUUACUCUCGCAGAUGAUGGAUGACGUGGUCCUGCGCGCGCGUCUGGUCCUGUUGCUGCUCGUGUUGGUGCACGCGCUUUCAACGCAGGACCAAAGCUUGGGUCACGUGGACCCGUUAACGCUGAGCCGCGCGGACCCGCGCUGCUGGGAGAGCGCUUCUGUACUGCUGCUGGAGAUGCGCACGCCGCGAAUCGCGCACACCGUGCCUGACUUCUGGGACCUCAUGGUGUUUCUGAAGUCCUCGGACAACCGGAAGCACGGCGCUCUGUUCUGGGACCUGGCCCAAGUCUUCUGGGACCUCUACGUGGACUGCAUCCGGUCCCGAAACCAUGGGCUCGGGAGGCGGCAUAUCAUGCGGACAAAAAGGCGUCUCACGGUCGCGCGCGCUCUCUCCGCGGACAAGUCUUUUGUGCAAGAGUCGCAGAACCAUUUUUCGAAGUUAAAGGAGUUUACUCGGGCCUGGUUUCAAAUCCAGGUGCAGCAGGAUGGACCACACAGCUUGCACAGUGAUGCUUAUCCAAAAACCCAGGCUUCAAAGAAAAUUUCACAUUUUUAAUCAUGAAGAAAAAUGAAGAUAAAAUAUUUUUACCUAUGGCAACUUUUUUCCUGUUUAAUAAAAUAAUUCGCACCACUUCUUUAGCCUAAGACCUUUUUGUUUUUAUUUUGACUGAGUGAGCGUUUUGAGCCAGACUAAUCCCAUCAAACAUUGGCUCUUAAUGGGCAAGCUGCAGGCAGUGUGGGCAUGGGCUAACUCAUACAAAACUCAAAAUGGCCUAACUUUUCAAGAAUCCCAUGUGCAGUCAUUGUGGGUUAGCCAACAUUAGGCCAACACCCUUUUUCCCAGCAGCGGCUCAUGCCCAUAGAUUUUCAUCAGGCAGGAUGACAUUUAUAAUGGAAUUUUUCUUCAUUUUCUCAGCCCAGCAUUCUUCUGAAGUAUGGACAUUAUCCACUCUAUAAUCCCCUGUCACUCUCCCAAUCUUCAUGAUAUAUCUUACAACAGAAAUAUUCUGUGCAUCAUAGACAGUGUCUCACUUAC
Pangasianodon hypophthalmus (striped catfish) is the source of this 1044-nucleotide messenger RNA. Its product is annotated as protein FAM237A-like. The transcript is spliced from 2 exons. The record is from RefSeq and is a predicted model, not a curated record. NCBI's taxonomy places the organism in Eukaryota, Metazoa, Chordata, Actinopteri, Siluriformes, Pangasiidae.